Messenger RNA from Exophiala oligosperma, 2276 nucleotides. RefSeq lists its product as uncharacterized. The record is from RefSeq and is a predicted model, not a curated record. The coding region runs from base 71 to 1690 and encodes 539 amino acids. Lineage: Eukaryota; Fungi; Ascomycota; Eurotiomycetes; Chaetothyriales; Herpotrichiellaceae. Gene Ontology annotation, cellular component: nucleus. Gene Ontology annotation, molecular function: DNA-binding transcription factor activity, RNA polymerase II-specific; RNA polymerase II cis-regulatory region sequence-specific DNA binding. Gene Ontology annotation, biological process: regulation of transcription by RNA polymerase II. The transcript has a single exon.
AUUUUCGUCGCGACGCUGACCUACCAACACCACAUUACAGAGUGCCCUUGCAAGCUUCCAGUUAGUCAAGAUGCGGGUCGAUUCAGACGACGACUUCGAUCCGGUCGACGACUAUGACAUGCUCGACUCCGCGGACGAGCUGGUCGCUGAGAACGGUGACACCCCGGCCACAUCUCCUCCCGCAUCCACUACUCUUCCUCGCUGCCGACAAAAGAACCUACAGUGCCCAUACGAAGGUUGCGAAAAGGCUUUCAAUCGACAAGCACGCCUCCAGGAGCAUAUCCGCUCACACACCAAUGAACGUCCUUUCAAAUGUCCCUAUUCUCCAUGCACCAAAGACUUCCUACGUGACAGUCAUCUAAAACACCACAUCAAGAGUGUCCACCAGGAUAUUCGUGACUACAAGUGUACUUGGGAAGGGUGUGAUGCAAGUUUCGCAACCGGCACAAGGUUGCGACGACAUGUCCAGACCCACGAGGCCAAGGAGAAAUUCAGAUGUCGUGGCUAUGAAGGCUGCUCUCAAACUUUUCGCAAGCAAGAUACUCUGGACAGACACAUCAAGACUGACCAUCUAGGAAUCAAGCCUUUUCCAUGUCAGGAAUCUGAUUCAGUCACUGGUUUGCCCUGCACAAAAGCAUACGAUACUGCAGAAAAGUUGCGCGCCCAUCAAAGAGCUAGACACGACCCGACAAGAUUCUCCUGCGAUGAAUGUAUGCGACAAAACGCCGAGACUCUUGCCAACUCUGCAGACACUGAUCCAGAUACAUUGCCUGUCGCGUCAUUUGCGACAUACGGAGAAUUUCAGGCUCACCUCACCAUCGUCCAUCCGCCAACAUGUGGUUUAUGUCCAACUUCUUUCACGACUAAAAAGGAGUUAACCAGACAUCUUGAAAUUCAGCAUGGUAUACUCACUGAAACACAGAAUAAGCCUAGCCAGUCCUUUCCUUGCACUUAUGAUGGAUGCGACAAACAAUUCACCAAGAAGGGCAAUCUCAACGUCCACAUCAAGACUGUCCACGAAAACAAACGUGACUUUGUAUGCGGCCAGACUGAGAUUACUUUGCCGAAGGAACUUGUCGACAACGGCAACAUUGUGGUUUACGGUUGCAACCGGAGCUUUACCAGCAAGGCAACAUUGGAAGAGCAUGUUCGAUCUGCACACCUUGGAUUGGAAGCAAAGAGAGUAGCGCAAAACAAGAAGCGCAAGGCAGAGCGACAGAAAGAGCUUGUUGCCACUGGUGGUCGAGUGCUUAAGAAGCGCAAACCUCGUUCAGACAAGGGUGUCAAGAAGACUUCUCUCAUGGCCGAUCUCAUUGGCCAAGCACAUUCGGAGAGCAUUGCAAUUCCUGGCGCUACGUCAACCGGCAACGAUGGUGACUCUACUCAUCAGGCGGACAUGGAUGCCGAGGAGCAGUUCCUGACAGGCUCAAUGGUUAUGUGUGGCGACGAGAUCUAUCACUAUGGCAGCUCGUACCACUAUCCAUCUGGCGAAUACCCGACUAUUGGUGGCAACACUGGUGCAAGUGGGCAUGCCAACGAACACAAUUCCAACAACGAUUCCAACGACACUGACAUCCCAUUUGGCCAGUACCUACCAGACAGUGCUAUGGAUUAUGAAGUUGACGACCUCUUUGGCUUCGAACAAGAGAAUCGAAUUGACUUCACCUACCCGGCACCAUUUUCUUACUAAUUGACGACCGAUUGUCUAUCACGAUCGAUAAUGAAAUGGACCAGCUCUUCAGCUUCGAGCUUCCAAAAGCAAGAGUUUACGUUCACCCACCCGUUACUAUUUCCCUCUCGACAACCGACUGGCUUUUAUGACCAAGGAAACGGAAUGAUUUUUCUUGCCCUCUUUCAGUUCGAGCAAACGUUAUGAUACCCCCGAUACAGCGCUGUGAUUACGGUUCCUCAUUCACUUUAUUAUGGUCCCCUGCAUAGAUGAGCGAGUUUGUUGCGAUUUCAAUAAUGUCACGAUUACGAAGACGAAACGUCAGAUUUUUAUUUCCAUGCAGAGCAAGGCGUUACCUGGCAAGGAAAAUAAGCAGACACUAUGCAUUGGUGUAGUGGCGGCUCUACUAAAAGUGUGGAAUUGGUUGUCGGCUGCUGCAUAGCAUGCAACAGGACAGCCUGAACAGACGCGGCGUUUGUUUUCACUGGAACACCAAAAAUUGGUUGGUCAUGGAAAAGUGAAACUUCUUUAGCAGAUAUCGAAGGUUGCCUCAAAAGAGGCCAAAGGGGGAUAAUUCCUUCUAAUGAGAAAUCCAUAUUGAAAAUCA